CGAGUCACCUGAUGACGGGGUCGGUGGCUGUAUAAAGGGCACUUUUGGUGUUAACUUGUGCAGUUGUGCUCUAACAUGGCUAAAGCAGUAAUUUGUGCGCUUCUUGCAUCUCUGUUUGCCUGCUCUAGAUCUGCACCAGUGGGUUUUCACGGGGGUUCAGAUGCUCACUGCCCUUUGACAGUGAAGAUCCUGGAUGCUGUGAAAGGGACUCCAGCUGGAAACAUAGCUCUGGAUGUCUAUCGCCAAGAACAAGGUGGGACAUGGGAAAAGAUUGCCAGUGGAAAAGUGGAUAUAACUGGUGAGGUGCACAACUUGAUCACCGAGCAGGAGUUCACUCCCGGCGUGUAUCGGGUGGAGUUUGACACUAAAUCCUACUGGAAGGCAGAAGGUCGAACACCUUUCCACCAGCUGGCCGAUGUGGUGUUUGAGGCUCAUGCCGAGGGGCAUCGUCAUUACACUCUGGCUCUUCUUCUGAGCCCCUUCUCUUACACCACAACAGCUGUGGUGGUCAAGGCACACGAGUGACCGCACGCAACAGAUCUACAUCCACAAUCUACACUGAGAAAUGACCUUUCAUCCAAGGUCCAAGAUUAAGAAUUUGCCACACCUGCCAAUGCCAGAUUCAUUGCUAAAAAUCACGAAGUCAGUAUCCUGUAAAAAGUGCUUUACAACAUUAUGAUUUUUAAAUGUUUUUGAAUGAAAAGUCUCUUAUGCUCACCAAAGCUGCAUGUAUGUGUUCAAAAUACAUUAAAAGCACUCAUUGUGAA
Carassius gibelio (silver crucian carp) is the source of this 767-nucleotide messenger RNA. RefSeq names its product transthyretin (prealbumin, amyloidosis type I) (gene ttr). Bases 76 to 525 code for a protein of 149 amino acids. NCBI's taxonomy places the organism in Eukaryota, Metazoa, Chordata, Actinopteri, Cypriniformes, Cyprinidae. The transcript is spliced from 4 exons. The record is from RefSeq and is a predicted model, not a curated record. Gene Ontology annotation, biological process: purine nucleobase metabolic process.